Molecule: messenger RNA, 222 nt
Organism: Fonsecaea pedrosoi CBS 271.37
Lineage: Eukaryota; Fungi; Ascomycota; Eurotiomycetes; Chaetothyriales; Herpotrichiellaceae
Exons: 2
Coding region: 1-222 (73 amino acids)
Source: RefSeq, a predicted model, not a curated record
AUGAACUCGCUCAGAUCAGCAGGCCACUGGAUCUCCAACAAGACCAAGGGCGGCGCCCACUCGGCCAGCAAGGAGACGAACAAGUCAAUUGCCAAAGACCCCAAUGUCCGUGCCUCGACUCGCGUACGCGCCGCUGGUAAUGCCAUGAAGGAUAAAGUGCACGAGACGAACUAUAAUCGUCAGGCCGACGUGAAUAGGCAUGCCGCCAAACACAAUUACUGA